This is a messenger RNA of Yamadazyma tenuis ATCC 10573, 678 nucleotides long. Lineage: Eukaryota; Fungi; Ascomycota; Pichiomycetes; Serinales; Debaryomycetaceae. The record is from RefSeq and is a predicted model, not a curated record.
CAUUUCUAAUCAACUGGUGAAGACAUGUUUCAAGCUAAUCCUAUACUACACCCCGAUAAUCGGAAUCGCAGGUUCAAAGUCGAACCAUUCUUGAGAAAGGAGUUUGGCUUCGGCACAAACCCCGACAGACCCGUAUGUCAAUUCUUUAUUCCGCAGAGUCCUAACUCUUGUCCAAACGGCAGCAACUGUCCCAACAAACAUGUACCUCCUAUGUACAACAAUAAGAUUGUGUGUAAGCAUUGGUUGAGAGGAUUGUGUAAGAAGAACGACCACUGUGAGUUCCUCCACGAGUACAAUUUGAGGAAAAUGCCCGAGUGCUUAUUUUAUUCCAGAAAUGGCUACUGUACUCAGACCAAUGAGUGUCUUUAUUUACACGUUGAUCCACAGCUGAAGAUUCCCGAGUGCCAAAACUACUUGCGAGGCUUCUGUCCCGAAGGGCCCAAGUGUGUGAACCGGCACGUGAGGAAGAUUAUGUGUCCGAUGUUUUUGACGGGGUUCUGUCCCAAGGGACCGGAGUGCGAUUAUACUCACCCUAGGUUUGAUAAUAUCACCGACAAGAUGAGGAUCAAGCCCGACAGAGAUGCUUCCGAGACGGUAAGUAAAUGAAGGGAAAGGUGCUGUCGUCUGUAUAUUAAUGUAUUUUAAAUAGACUCUAAUGAUACACUCAUAUUCAAUGCG